GAAGUCGGCAGCCGUUUCCAUGGUUACAGCAGGAGGUCGCGUCCUGAUGACGUCAUUGCGCCCGUGUUGUGAUGUCCGGGAUUUUGACUGUGUAAAUCAAUGAUGGGGACGAGUAAUGAUUCGGAGGUGAAGGGCCAGAGUGGCGGAGAGGAAGACGGGGACCCCGGAGACCGGACAUCCCCGAGCCCAUGGAAUAUUAUGAUAAAGCAUCGUCAGGUGCAGCGUAGGGGGCGCCGCGCUCAUGUGGCAGUCAGUUUCACUGACCCCGCUGUCUCCAUGGAUCUGCUGCGUGCGGUUCUGCAGCCGAGCAUCAACGAGGAAAUCCAAGGUGUCCUGGAGAAAUACAUGAAGUUCUUUCAGAAAGCUGCAAUAAAUGUGAGAGAAAAUGUCGGGCAUCAAGUGGACCCGGAGCAGCUGAUUCAAGAGACGUGUCGCAAUUGCCUGGAGCAGGCAAAACUACUUUUUACAGACCGAAACAAAGCAAUAGUAAAAUCUGUGUUAGAGCCCACAAGUAUGAAGAGAACAAGAAUAGCAGAAGAGGAGUCAUCUCUGAGGAGGAGUCCAGUGCCCAAAAAGAGAAAGGGGCGCCCCCCAGGACAGAGCUCUCUAUAUGACCGGAAUUCCUCAGGACUUACAUCCUUAAAACCCAAGGCUGGCGACCUUAUCAGACGAGAGGGGCCAAAGUGGGAUCCGGCUAGACUGACCGAGACAACCAACUUUGUGCUGGGAUCGCGGGCGAACAAGGCUUUAGGAAUGGGAGGGACCAGGGGAAGGAUCUAUCUUAAGCACCCGGAGCUAUUUAAGUAUACAGUCGAUCCCCAGGACAAGCAGUGGUUGUCAGAAAAACAGUACAUGAGAGCCACAGGUGGUAAAAUGGUUUACCUCCUAUUGGAAGAAGAUAUCCUUGACUUGUCUGCGAAGGAUGAAUACAGAGACUGCAAGGAGCUGCGGCUGGAUGAGCUGAAGCCAUUUACUGCUCCUCCAUGGAUGAUUGAGAAGAUGAGGAAGUAUAUGGAGCAUGUGAGAACAGAGCAGGAGUAGUUGUUUCUCCGCUACCGUCUCUUCAGAGGUCUAUAGGGGCUUAUGGCGCUUUAUAUAUAACACAGGAAUUGCAAAAUAAACCAAGGCUGACUACUGAGGAACCAAAACCUUAUUGUGUUUUAU
This is a messenger RNA of Hyla sarda, 1164 nucleotides long. It is a transcript of the gene DNTTIP1, whose product is annotated as deoxynucleotidyltransferase terminal interacting protein 1. The transcript has 13 exons. Lineage: Eukaryota; Metazoa; Chordata; Amphibia; Anura; Hylidae. Gene Ontology annotation, cellular component: nucleus. Bases 100 to 1041 code for a protein of 313 amino acids. The record is from RefSeq and is a predicted model, not a curated record. Gene Ontology annotation, molecular function: nucleosome binding; DNA binding.